Messenger RNA from Penicillium pulvis, 1389 nucleotides. RefSeq lists its product as uncharacterized. Lineage: Eukaryota; Fungi; Ascomycota; Eurotiomycetes; Eurotiales; Aspergillaceae. The record is from RefSeq and is a predicted model, not a curated record. The transcript has 2 exons. Bases 1 to 1389 code for a protein of 462 amino acids.
AUGCCUUUGCCAGGUACCCCCUCGCCAUUCCGCCUAUCCCGCCGCCAACCGUCCACGCGCCGGAGUGGCCCGCAAUUCGCGAACUCCCCCCGCUUCCUCCUAUCGCAAAGCAACCCCCAGAACGGCAAGAAUGACCUCGAAAUAGUAGAUGAUGAUUACCCUCCAUCUACUGCCCCUGUGGGGAGCAAUCCGGCAUCACAGCGCAAUGCCAUCCCACCGCGUUGGAAGAGAGACGUGAUCGAAGACUGCGACGAAGAUGAGCUCCCCCGGAGCACAAGCACACACAAGAGAGGAACAGAACUGGUGGAUGAUGUUAUCGACAGUAGUCCACCCAAACCCCCCGCGACACCGGGACCCCUGGACCCCGAGUACGAGGCUCUGUUCGCGACUGUAGAAGAUAGUCACAAACGUCGACGCGUCUCAGAACAACCCUCUCUCGCCCAGAAACUGCAUGGAGGCAUCGAUCAGACAUCCUCUUCGCCAGAGGGACCAGGUCAAUUCGCAGCCCCAGAAACGCCUGCAUCGCCUGCGUCUCAUUCUCGUCCGCGCGCAGCGACACAAAAUCCCAACCCGGAAGCCACUCCAAGGAUGCCACCAAGACCCGUCAGAUGGACACCAGGACCUACCAGCACCCCCUUCCGGAGUAAACCCCGAUUCGUGCUCUCAGCCAAGAAACCACCAAGUAGCCAGCCUGUACUAGGAACCGAAACACCGGCACAGUCACAACCAACCUCAACGCCUCUCGAAAAGCGCAAACCGACGUUUGUGCUUCCCCGAUCUCCAUCUCCAAAUUCGAAGAAGGAAGAUAUCCCUGCACCAUUUUCGCCUUCUUCGCGUACUCUGCGUCGUCGUGGAAAAGCUCGCGCAGGUGCCACGAGCUACGUCCCUGGCGGCAUGGCAGCGGAUGUACGAAGCUGGAUCCUUGAGACUGGAUCUAAGCGGGAACAGGCUCUGCAUAGUCGGUUGUUGAAUACUGACUCCGAAGCCGGUUCGUCCGGCGCAUUAAGUCGGUAUCUUGUGGCUGUGCGGGUUGUCAGUGUCAGCCACGCAAUGCUUAGUAGCUCCGGUCCCUUGGCUUUUAUUACAGCAGAGACUGUGAAUGUCUCCAGGGACAAAGAAGAGGAUUCUAAUGUCCUCAAUAUCCUAGCUCUUGGACCUCCUAAAUCCAAGCCGCGGUCUUCGUCACGCUCCAUUCCGGUUCAGAUCCAGCGGGGUGAUUUGCUGGGGUUUCAUCGAGGUUUAGCUUGGAAUAUCGACCUCCAUGAUCCCCAGAUUUCCACAACCGAGGCUGACUUGGAGACUGCCUACUCGCAAGUCGAUGUACCCGAAAAUGGUAGGAAAUGCUGGCUGAUAGCUAUGGAAUGGGACCUGGUGGAGGAAGCCACUUGA